Penaeus monodon (black tiger shrimp) is the source of this 1848-nucleotide messenger RNA. RefSeq names its product protein jagunal-like (gene jagn). Gene Ontology annotation, cellular component: endoplasmic reticulum membrane. Gene Ontology annotation, biological process: endoplasmic reticulum organization; vesicle-mediated transport. Lineage: Eukaryota; Metazoa; Arthropoda; Malacostraca; Decapoda; Penaeidae. The record is from RefSeq and is a predicted model, not a curated record.
CUGGCCUCUCAAGAAGAAAGUGUCAGAAGUUGUACUGAACAAAGGACGGCUAAGAAAAUGUGUGUUUUCACACCUCCUCCUGGCCCUCCUCAUGGUAGUGAAGAUGGUUCCGGACUUUCUCGACAGACUGGACAUAUUCGUUCUCGAAAUUGAAGAAUUAGAAGUUCCGCAGCCUCUCAAAUGGGAAUACGUUUGGCUUGUCGGAUCCCUUGCCAGUUUCCUUGGCCUGAUGGCUAUAAGAAAAAAUAGAGUAUUACUUCUACAGAUAUACUUUGGUCUUAUCAACCUCUUCUCAACGGUGCCCAUUCUCUUGGCUGCCAUGAUCUAUUUCUCCGAAUUCCUUAAAUACUGCACUGAGGAGGAACCUGCAGGUCUACAGCUGUGGCAGGGAUAUCCUGUUGCUGUCCUAUGGUACAGCUUCAUCAUGAUUGCAAUGCAAGUCCAUAUCUUCACCCUCAUUUUCGCAUGGAAGCUCAUUCUGGCAUGGAAGAACCGUGGAGCAGCAAAGAAGGGGCAGUAGAUCGACAAAUCAAAAUCACAAAUUGCUAUACAACCCGAGAUUACAUAAGCAAGCAAUAUUGCCAUUAUUGAUGCUUCUGUAAUUCCUUGUCUUUACAUUGUGGGCUGCUCAUACCACAGUCUAUGUAUCCUAAAUUAAUUUUUCUGAGUGGAUACCACUGUGUUGUAUUAGCAGACAAACAACCGAAUGGAUUCAUAUGCAAUUUUGUUUUUGUUUUACUCUCCUUUUUAUGUAAAUGUGUAACCUUGGUUCAUGGAAAAGUGAUAAUGUUUUAAAAAUGCAUCUGGUAUUGGGAUAUAAUCCUUUUUUCAUAUAAUUUUUGGGUUAUAUUUAUUUUAUUUUCCUUUAUACAUUUUGAUGUUUUAGAAGAAAAAAAUAUUACAUUUGUUUCUUAUUGCUCUUUACUACAACAGUUGUUUAGGAGACAGUCAGAUUUAUAAUUGUAAUUCUGAAGGCAAUUAGUAAAUAUAACAUGAAUAAUAACAGUAAAAAAAAAGGGACAAGUUGUGACUUCAGUCCCGAAUUGUACAUUUGGAUAUGCAUUUGUUCAUCUGAAUAAUGUACAGCUGACUGAACAUCAAUUGCAGUAAAGGCAACUUCACUGGAAGGUUAUUUUGUCAUUGGGCUUUUUUUUCUUUAUCAUUAUGCUUUUGUUUACUUUUUUUUUUCUUUCUUACUCUUUUAUUUAAUAAAUAUAUAGAUAUGUAUUUCUUUCCUCCAGUUUUCAUUAUAUGAUUUUUUUUCUUAUGCUGUUAUUUUUUAGAAUUAAAAGUUGCUAUUAUACUCUAUUGAAAUGUUGAUUGUUCAAGUGCUUUGGUCUGUUAAAUAUAAAAAAAUAUAAAAACUUUUUUUUUUCGAAUUUGAGAGUAUGAGGAAGCUGCACAGGGUAAAAUGUUGCAGAAGGAAGUGUUGAACGUUUUAAAAAUUGUGGUUGUAGAAUAGCAUUCAUAUGAUGAGAACUCGUAGUUUUAUAUCAGAAAGAAAAGUGACAUUUCCGUGAUAUUUUUGCAAUGAUGCUUCACCUGAACAAAAUACCCAGUGUAGCUUUUUUCAGAUGUUUCACAAUUUCCUCACCUUGUUAUUGUUAUCUUGAUGGUUGUUAAUUUUCAUAUAUAUUUCCUUGUUAUUACAUUUCAAAACAUAUCAUUAUUUUAUUUUUAUUUUUUUCCCCCCAUUAGCUUAAUUGUAACAUCUCUUCAUGGCAGUAAAAAUCCAUCAUCUAAACUGGACUUUAUUUGUGCUCUUUCACUGUGAAUAUCUUUCAUGCCCGUCCUCUUCGCACACGAGACGACAGAGGGAGGAUUUCAUUAAUAACAUAUAAAAGAGAA